Messenger RNA from Encephalitozoon hellem ATCC 50504, 537 nucleotides. RefSeq names its product Glutathione peroxidase. NCBI's taxonomy places the organism in Eukaryota, Fungi, Microsporidia, Unikaryonidae. The coding region runs from base 1 to 537 and encodes 178 amino acids. The record is from RefSeq and is a predicted model, not a curated record. Gene Ontology annotation, biological process: response to oxidative stress. The transcript has a single exon. Gene Ontology annotation, molecular function: glutathione peroxidase activity.
AUGGAGUGGGAUAUGGAAUCUGAGGCCUUCUACAGUCUUAAAGCACGGAAAUGGGAUGGAAGUGAGGUCGACUUUGAAUCUUUUAGAGGAUGUGCAUUGAUAAUUGCCAAUGUUGCAUCGUCUUGCAAGCUUGCAGAGAGCAACUACAAGAGCCUUGCAAAUCUCCUUUCUAAAUUCUACAAGAAGGGACUGAGGAUUCUUUUGUUUCCUUGCAACCAAUACUUCAACCAAGAGUCGAAACCUAUCGAGGAGAUACACGAGGAGGUAUCCAACAAGUAUUCCGACAAAUUUGAGAUUUUCGAUAAGGUCGGCGUAUUUGGAGGAAAAACCCAUCCUGUGUUUAAGCACCUUAUCAACACAAAGAACGGCGGAGGGAUGCUUGGGAAUUUUAUCAAGUGGAAUUUUACAAAGUUCCUCAUCGACCGCCGGGGACGUGUUGUCAAAAGGUUUGGGCCCACUAGUGUUGUUGAAGAGGAUGACGAAUGCCUUCUGAGCAGUAUUGAGGAAGAUGGGAAGGAAGCGGUGCCUCAAGGUUGA